Messenger RNA from Oppiella nova, 225 nucleotides. Lineage: Eukaryota; Metazoa; Arthropoda; Arachnida; Sarcoptiformes; Oppiidae. The record is from the annotation of a GenBank genome assembly.
AUGGGUUUGGAUUAUCAGAUUUUUCCCAUCAACAUCUUAGAGAAUGACCAGUUCCAGCCCGAUUUUCUUCGUAUCUCACCGAACAAUAAAAUCCCCGCGAUUGUGGAUCAAGAUGGCCCAAAUGGUGAGCCGAUUUCAGCGCAAUCUUGCAAUAUCUUGGCCGUAAAACAGGACUGUAUUAUCCAAGCGAUGAGCAAGAUCGUGUUGAAGUCGAACAAUGGUUAA